UGAUUUUUUUUUUUUUUUCUUAAUAAUUUCUCAUUUACUUUCUCAUUUUUUUGCAUCAUCAAGCUUACGAUAAUAGAUGAUCUUUACUCCCCGGAAUCGUUGAUGCUUAGUGAAUACAAUUCAGACUCAGUAUAUCAAAGUAGAAAUACUCACUUUUCAUUCAAACUUUUAAUCAAUUGAACGCAAAAAAUAUAUAACUAUUCAAUAAUUUAUUACGCAGUUUUUUUUUCUUCUUCUUCUUUCAUUCUUUAAUUUAAAAAUGGAUUUACAAAAAUUUUAUUUACAAAUUAAUAGAGGUGUAAUUAGAAGACAAUCAGAAAGAUAAAAUUAAAUUUAUAUAAGUGUAAAUUUUAGUUUUUAAAAAUAUAAAUUAUUAAAUUUAAAAAAAAAAUACAACGAUUACAAAAAUUUCAUGGAUUUCAUGCAUUUUAAUGAGCUUUUUUUAUAUCUAAUAAAAUAUUGUUUAUCAAGUAAAUUGUAUAAUUACUUCAUUUUUAAUCAAAAAGAACAAUGGCUCUUGAUUUUAUUGCUGGUUGUUUUGGAGGUGGUGCUGGUUUGGUAGUUGGAUAUCCCUUGGAUACAAUAAAAGUUCACAUUCAAACACAAGAUUCAAAAAAUCCAAAAUAUCGAGGAACAUGGCAUUGUUUUUCUUCUCUAAUUUCCAGUCAAUCUACUGCUGCUCUUUAUCGAGGAAUGAGUUCACCACUAGCAGGUGUUACAAUAGUAAAUGCAAUUGUUUUUGGUGUUUAUGCACAAGUACAAAAAUCAAAUGUUGAUUCAAGCAAUUUAUCAACUCAUUUUUUAGCUGGUGCAAUUGCAGGUCUAGCACAAUCACCAAUUGCAAGUCCACUUGAAUUAGCAAAAACAAGAAUGCAAUUACAAUCAAAUAGUAAUGAUGAUAGUAUAAAAAAAUAUACUGGUGCAAUUCAUUGUUUACGUGAUAUUUAUAAACGAAAUGGUUUAAAUGGUAUAUUUAAUGGUCUUGGAAUAACAGCAUUACGUGAAACUCCAAGUUUUGGAAUAUAUUUUUUAACAUAUGAAGCAUUAACAAGACAAAAUACCGUGAUACCAAUAUCAACGCUACACAUGUUAAUUGCUGGUGGUUUAGCUGGUACUGCAUCAUGGAUAUUAACAUAUCCAAUUGAUGUUAUUAAAUCAAGAUUACAAGCUGAUGUUGAUUUUAAAUAUAAUGGUGCAAUUGAUUGUUUUAAAAAAUCAAUAAAACAAGAAGGUUUUAUAUGUUUAUUUAGAGGUUUAAAUUCAACAAUAAUACGUGCAUUUCCAACAAAUGCUGCAACAUUUGCUGUUGUUAAUUGGACAUUUAGAAUAUUUGAUGAUAAUUCAAUUAUUAAAAAUAUUGAUAUUGAUAAAACACAACAACAAAUUAAUCAUGUUCAUAAUCAGUUAAAUUAUAAUACAUUUAAAAAUAAAAUUAAUACAUUAUUAAAUUCAUUACUUGAUUCAAGUGUGUAUUCAUCAGUAACAUCUGAUGAUUCAUCAACAUCAAAUAGUGGCAAUAUUGUUGAACCUGAUACUGUUGUUUAAUUUUUAAAAAUAAUAAAACUCCUCAGGUA
Molecule: messenger RNA, 1574 nt
Organism: Aphidius gifuensis
Lineage: Eukaryota; Metazoa; Arthropoda; Insecta; Hymenoptera; Braconidae
Product: mitochondrial basic amino acids transporter-like
Exons: 3
Coding region: 511-1545 (344 amino acids)
Biological process (GO): mitochondrial L-ornithine transmembrane transport
Cellular component (GO): mitochondrion
Molecular function (GO): high-affinity L-arginine transmembrane transporter activity
Source: RefSeq, a predicted model, not a curated record